This is a messenger RNA of Xyrauchen texanus (razorback sucker), 4073 nucleotides long. RefSeq names its product M-phase-specific PLK1-interacting protein-like. Gene Ontology annotation, cellular component: midbody; centrosome; nucleus. The transcript has 2 exons. The record is from RefSeq and is a predicted model, not a curated record. The coding region runs from base 116 to 649 and encodes 177 amino acids. Lineage: Eukaryota; Metazoa; Chordata; Actinopteri; Cypriniformes; Catostomidae.
UCCGGGUCAACACAUGUUUUGUUGUGCUCAGUCAAAACCAUAAGUAGGCAGUUAAAAUAUACUAGUCGUCUGUUUGUUGAAGUUUGGAAGCAACGCGGGAAAAUAUCUCGACACAAUGCAAAGACCACUUUUUCGCCAUCCACGCCAGGGAUCGGGUCAAAGAGCUGCAGGUUUCCGCAGUCCGCCUCCUGCAUACGACAGGACGUGCAAUAUGUUUUCAUCGCCUCCGUGGGCAUUUUCAACCCCGCCGCCGUUUGGACCGAGAUUUGGACAGCGUUCUCCAAAUACCCCACCGAGAGAGUUUGGUGAUAACCGGGGUGGCAGCGGUGGGAAAUAUUUUAACAGCCGCUCGCCGGGUCACACACCGCGCAGAUCAAACCCCAGUCCCCGCGGCACACCGUACAGACACUCGCCGUAUGAGAGUCCCGGACGACACUCUGGACAUCAGGGUUCACCACGGACAUCCACACCAUUUGGGUCAACGCAUGGCAGGGAGAGAGGGACAAAUGAUACGGAAAAGUAUUACAAACCAUCAAUGCUCCAAGAUCCCUGGGCUGACCUACAGCCUAUCUCGGUCACAGAAACUCAGUCUAAAUGCAACUCACAGCAAACCACAUAUACAGGCAGACAAGGGAGGUACUACAAUUAAAACUCCGUACAUUUCACGGAAAUGUAGCCUAACUUUAGUGAAACCCCUAAAGUCAUUGUACAGUCCUUUUUAUUUAGUGCACCAAUGCUGCAAUUGCUUAUUUAUUUUUUAAGUCAGAGUCUGCACCCGAACAUACUUGUCAUGGACUUGAGUCAGGAUUCACCAGCAAUAAUUCUUCAAGUUGUCUCUUUUUUUAAUUAUAUGUACUUUCUGGUAUAAAGAGACAUUCUCUUUUAGUUUUAUAUUUGUACUUCAACUACAGGACUAGAAAGAUGGUGCUAUUGUAACUGGCAAUCUAUGCAAAGUAGUUUGUCAUCUUUGGCCCACUCCCAUGGAGUUUGCUAAUCUCAUUCAUUGAAUUCAGAGGCACCACUUCAAGCUCUUUGUACAGUCAACCUCAACAAAAGAGGUCUGAUCGACACAUCAAUUUACCUCUUAACAUUGAUGGUAUGCUGUUAACUAGAACAUGUCAGGACAAGUAUUUGUAGGUUUGCCACAUUUACAAAUUUUCUAUGGAAUGUUUGUUUUAUCGUUUUAUUUUUGGUGACCUCUUUUGAUUUAUUCAAAAACUAUGAGAAUUUAUUUUCUGUAUAGUGGGAAAAAUGAUUUCUUUCAGACAAUGUAAUCAUAAAUAGCCCCUUAAGGACUAUUGUUGAAGCUUAAAAUUUAUAAUGCAAAUACAGUCAUUGUUGAGAAAAAAAAAACUUCUGUAGUGGAAAAUCUCUUACAUUUUGAUCAUUUACUAACUAAUUGUUAAAUGAAUAUUCCUGGUUCAAUACAAGUUAAGCUAAAUUAACAGUAUUUGUGGCAUAAUGUUUAUUACCAAAAAAAAUAAUAUAUACUUGUCCCUCCUUUCUUAAAAAAAAUAAACAAUAUGGGUUACAGUGCGGCACUUACAAUGAAAGUGAAUGGGGGCCAAUCUGUAAAUGUUCAAAUAUUUCCUGUUUCAAAAAUAUAGUUACAAGGUGUAAACACUAUGCAUGCUACAAUGAUUUUAGUGAUAAAAUCGCUUUAACCUUUCGUGUGAAGUUAUAUCCAAUUUUUUAACUUGAUGAUGUAAUGCUGUUAACACUUAAACCGUAAAAACUUUUAAAAUCAUUACAGCUCAAACAAUUCUCAAGUUUAAAAAAAUAAUGUAAGUGCUUUUAUAAAAUUAUAAGCUACACAUUUCUGUUUAAACCCUCUAUAUAUUUGCCCUUUUCACUUCCAUUGUAAGUGCCGCACUGUGACCUUGAUUUUUUUAAGAAAAGGACGGAUGAGUCGAAAUAAAAUUGUGGUUAUUAACAUUGUUACAAAUGCUGUCAAUUGAGCUUAAAUUGUAUUGAACCUGGAAUUUUCCUUUAGGUAUUUAUCUUCAUAAAGUUGUUCUUACCAUUUUUUGAUACUGUAGAUAAAAUACUAUAACAUUACUGUACAUCUUUUCCAGUUUAAAGUUUUUAUUUGGGGAAAUCCUUUAGAGGUAUUACACUUAUUUAUUUGUAUUUUUUUUCCCUGCAUGAUGUAUCAAUCAAAUCUCAACACAGACUCAGGUCUACAAAAAUAGAUUUUAUUUAUGCAACUGAAACAUAACAUUUUACAUUUUGAAAUCCAAUAUGCGUAAAUGUUUUUCUUUUUCACUCAACAUUUAUAUAACCAAAAUUAUAGACAAUUACUGCUGUAAUAUUAUAUUACAUCAGGAAUGUUAGUGGCUUUUAAAAUCCACAGUUUUCUUUCUGUCUUUGUCAGCUAGUUUUAAUAACUUUUAAUUUUGCCUUUAAUAAGCUAUUUUAUGUAUCAUAUGUAUCGCUGAAUACAUAUUCAGCAUUUGCCAAGAGGCACCCUAAAGUAGAGAAGACAUUUCAGCUAAGUGUAUAAGAGAGACAAACAAUAGAGGCUUAAUAUUAAAAUCUCUUGUAUUGUAAAUGUUUUUUUUAAGUUCACUCACUUAAGCAAUGAGCUUGGGUCUCAAGGCAUCAGCUGUUCAUAUGAUGUCAGCAUCAUUGCCUCAUGGCACACUUACCACACAAACAGACCAAGCAAGUGCUGCAUUGUUGUGGGGGGGGGCUUAACCCACUGUGGCCGAUUAAAAGGAGGAAAAGACAAACUUGCUUAUCCCACAGUGUUCACACUAAAGAAACAGUGUAGUUGUAGCUGCAAAUGCCAAUUAGAAGCAAAAAAGAACAUGUUUGGUAGAUGCCAGAGUUAGGUAAAAAAAAGCUAACUUCACAUUUAUUUAGACAUGGAACUUCAGGUUAGGAUGUGCUUAUUCAAAACCUUUUAUCAAAGGGAGACAGGUUCCUUUUACUACAUAUCUGCAGAGUAGCCACCAGGGCCAGGUGUACCGAACACCGUUUAUGUCCAGCUCUUUUAGAGUUGUACUUAAUAAAAUUAAAAAAUUAUGAAUUCAUAAUUUUAAGUUUACCCUUCUAACCCUCAAAUAACUAAAUCAUUUAAAAAAAAAAAAAAUUACAAUAGAAAACAAUUACACAAGAUAAAAGAUGCAAGACAAUUUCAAUUGCAUAUAAGUUAUAACAAAGUACACAAUAUCAGUCUGUGUAAUAAAACAACAUUCCAACCUGUUUUUCACAGUAAAGUAGAAGAAUCUAAGCAAGAUGUCCAUCUUAUUUUUAAGUAGCAAAAAUCAUUGUUACACUGGACAAAUCUAUAAUUCUGUUGUCGCACACAUACACAGGGAUAUUGAUUGGCCCUUUAGACUGCAAGAUAGGGUUAUGUUUCGCUCGUUUGAAAAAAGUCUGAUGCAUUUAGGCAAAGGAUAUUAAAUCAAAAUUAAGGACAGUUUCAAAAGGCAGACUGAAGAAGUCUUUGCUGAAAAGCAUGGGCUUUACACAGUUGAUAACGCAUUUUAAUUUAAAUAAAUGUUUUGGAGAAAAUUCCUAUUAAGAAUAAACUCCUGGGUAGCUUGUAUUUGUCAUUUACACAUUAAUUUAAGUGAUAUUUAGCAAUGUUAAGUGAUGUAGCUGUAAUUUUAUUUUAGAUAGUGUCCUGAAACCAUACUGUCCAAUUACACCUGAGUAGAACAGAGCAGUAGGUGCAAGUCUGCAUGGUCUUUGCAAAGAGAAGUAUUAUUUUACAGAGAGUGUUAGUGUUCAGCACUCUGUGUUGCCACAACUUAGUCACGUUAAUAGCUAAAAGCAACUAAAAUUGACUAGUCGACGAGUAACUGAAAUUAAUGCACAGUACAUAAAUCAUUAGAAGUUACUAGUUUGUUAUGUCAGAACGUUUGACACCAUUUGGUCAUCCUCUUUGACAUCAUUUUGGUAAUGCAUUUCUGACAUUCCGCCCUUUUUGUACCCAUUGAAAAACAACAACAAGUAACAGACACUGGAGCCUGGAUGUGUUUUAAAAGAUGAUCAGCAGAUUUGGUAACUGAUGGAGUUUUUGUUUUUUGGAAGCAGCGGAAGAGAAGAGAAAUUGGCAUAACAGU